AUGCUGUGCAAUCUACAAGCUCUGCGUCAAAUUGCCCAAAGGACCAUCAGUACUGCUUCACGCAGACAGUUUGAAAAUAAAGUUUCAGAGAAACAGAAGCUAUUUCAGGAGAACAAUGGGAUUCCAGUGCAUCUAAAGGAUGGAGCAGCUGAUGCCCUACUGUAUAGAGCGACCAUGGUUCCGACAAUCGGAGGAACAGCGUAUGCCAUACAUCAGCUGGCUAGGGCUUCAUUUCCCAAGAAGCAGGGUUGA
Molecule: messenger RNA, 252 nt
Organism: Echinops telfairi (small Madagascar hedgehog)
Lineage: Eukaryota; Metazoa; Chordata; Mammalia; Afrosoricida; Tenrecidae
Product: cytochrome c oxidase subunit 7A2, mitochondrial-like
Exons: 1
Coding region: 1-252 (83 amino acids)
Biological process (GO): mitochondrial electron transport, cytochrome c to oxygen; mitochondrial respirasome assembly; regulation of oxidative phosphorylation
Source: RefSeq, a predicted model, not a curated record